Molecule: messenger RNA, 1875 nt
Organism: Chilo suppressalis (striped riceborer)
Lineage: Eukaryota; Metazoa; Arthropoda; Insecta; Lepidoptera; Crambidae
Source: the annotation of a GenBank genome assembly
GUUCAAUAGAGUCCCGCGCGAGCGCACAAACGGGCGUGGCUGACAGAAUUAAAUUAAUAUUAUAGUAAGCGACGAAACGUGUUUCGCGUCGCGUGCGCAGUUGUUUACAAACAUUAAAACUGCGUCUUGUUUACGUCGUUCCACAACAGGUGACUGAGGUAAGCUUUAAUAAAUAUGAUCUUAACACAAUUUUAUUCAGAUAACAGUGUGUUUAAUAUAAAUUUGGAUGCUCUCGAUAAGGUCAAGUUCGAAGAUAGUGCGUUUGUUUUUUUGAUGUCGUGGUCAACCAGUUUUAGAGUGAAACUUACGAUACUGUGUAGGUGCAAACAGUUUGUUUAAGAGAGAAACAAGUAGUGUAUUUGGAAUUUGUGAUCUAUCCCUAAAAGUGGUAAUCUAUCCCUCAUAUAAUAAUGGGCUCAUUAUUUUUAUUUAUUAGUUAGUCAAUAACAGUUAAAAUUGUCUGAAAUACAUUAUGAUCUCUGAGUUGAUACGAUGUCUGACAUAAUGGAUGCUGUAGAUCUGGAGACGGAAUACACACCCAGCAGGUGGUCACAGCGGUUCAGUAUGCCUCAGGAGGUGUUGCAGCAUCACGUGAAGGUAGUCGCGGAAGCAAGCGAAAUGGCCACGAAUAACAUACCACACAAGAUCGAGAUAGAAUACGGUUCAACUCCUGGUCAAAAGCUGGACAUCUUUGGCACAGAUUUGCCAGGUGAUGCCCCCAUCCUAGUGUUCGUGCACGGCGGGUACUGGCAGGAGCUCUCCCGCGAGCUGUCCCGGUACCCCGCGCUGCCGCUCUACCGGUCUAAGGUGAAGACUAUCGUGGUCGGCUACGAUCUUUGUCCGGUCGCUACCCUGGCAGAGAUCGUCAAUCAGAUCCAAAACGCAGCCAAAUUCGUAUUCGAGUACGCUGAGAAAAUGGGUAGCAGAGGGGUGUAUUUCGCUGGACAUUCCGCCGGUGCUCAUCUCGUAGCCAAGCUCCUCGCCAACGCAGACUUCCUCGACAGCACAAUUGGAUCAAGUCGUCUCCAAGCCGCAUUUCUGAUCUCCGGUGUAUACGACCUUCGAGAACUGGUGCAUACUACAGUCAACGAAGCGGUCCAACUGCCAAUAGAAUGGGCGAAGCCCCUCUCUCCGCAGUUCGACUGCUAUGAACAUCUCCACAUUAGAAGAGUACGCGUUUUCAUCAUAGCGGCACAAAACGACAGUCCCAGGUUCAAAAAACAGAGCAGAGAGUUCUACGAACUCCUACUGAACGUGUGUUUAAUUCAAAACAUGUACCUUGAAAUAAAAGACGAUUUUGAUCAUUUCGACAUUGUGGAAUGCUUUUCCCAGGACAACAACUUUCUUAAGAAUUUGUUAUUACAUGACAUCAGAAAGAAUUUGUGAUUUGUCUUGUUUUAGUUUAAGUGAAUGUUGUGCAGGGUCUCAUUUAGAUUUAAGUCAAUUAGCCUGAAUACGAUUUUGAUUGAUGACUAAUUUUGAUCAUGUUAUCGUGUAAUGUAUUAAUGUUUUAUUCUAAUGCAUUUAAAAUUAUUUUGGAGAUUUAAUUGUAAGAGUCACGUUAUAUUUAAUUGAGCAAUAGUUUUAUAAUAUUAAUAAUUAUUAUGAUAUUUAUAUGAUUAAUAUUCUUCUAUUCUAUUCUCCAUAUUGUAUAUGUUCAUUACGUGGUAGCAUGUUAUACUAAAGUGCGGCAACACUUUUUUUUACUUUUGCUUGCAAUCACUGAGAAGUUUGGACUAACAAUCGUCCUAAAAAACAACAUGAGAAAUCAUAUUCUUUGGAAAUAUCAAAAAUGUAAUAGUAUUUGUCGGUUCUAUGUUGGUAUUUGUUGAGAGACUGAUUUGGUAUUCAACGGAAUAAAAAGUUAUUUCACAA